AUGAAACCCUAUUCCGGACAAAUUUUAAACCCAUCACAAGAAAGCUUUAAUAAGCGAUUGUCUCGCGCUCGAAAAUGUGUAGAGUGUGCAUUUGGAAUAUUAUUUGCGAAAUGGAGAAUUUUGAGUGUAAUUGAAACAUACAAAGAUACUGCUGAUAGUAUUAUUAAAGCAAUCUGUGGUUUUAUAUCCGCAAUCAGCACAUUCAUGUACAUUACUUGUGACUGAUGCUGAGAACUCGGGGUGGUUCUUAAUUAUAUGAUCGUCUAAACGUUGCAUAUAUUUAAAUUCCGCUUUACAGUGAAUACACACGUACAGCUUAGUGCUGGUUUCUUUACAUAUUACAGCAUGCUGCUUUCUCGAAGAUUUCCUCUUCAAA
Messenger RNA from Acanthoscelides obtectus, 376 nucleotides. The record is from the annotation of a GenBank genome assembly. NCBI's taxonomy places the organism in Eukaryota, Metazoa, Arthropoda, Insecta, Coleoptera, Chrysomelidae.